Messenger RNA from Dentiscutata heterogama, 368 nucleotides. Lineage: Eukaryota; Fungi; Glomeromycota; Glomeromycetes; Diversisporales; Gigasporaceae. The record is from the annotation of a GenBank genome assembly.
AAACUUCAAUUCUCUAUGAACAAGAUGAUGAUAAUGUAUAUAUGGCAGAAUUAUCACGUAAUAUUCAUGAAAAAAGUGAGAAAAGUGAAUUAGAUAAUAUUGAUGAUUAUAAUAUUCAAGACUAUUUUUUUUCACUUGAACAAAUAAAUACAAUAGUUCAAAAUACUAAUAAAUAUGCUUGUUUAAAGGGUGCAGGAGAGAGACGUAAAUGGACCAAAUUAAAAGUAGGGGAAUUUAAAAUUUGGCUAGCAAUAUUAAUAUAUAGUGGUAUUUUUAAAUUACCUAGUAUUAGAGAUUAUUGGAAUAUGGAUAAUAGAUUUUCAGAACAUAAGAUCACAACUUUUAUGACAAUGCUUCGUUUCGAACAA